AUGGUCGGACGGUCUAAUACGUUGAUCCUCUAUAAAGGAUACACGUUCUCGAAGGUUUCCACGCUCCACAAUAAUACUACGAAAUAUUAUUGUUCGAGUUCCCGUCGUGGCGGCUGCAAAGUAGUUCUCCGCAUCAACAACGACGACAAUAGCGUCAUCGGCAUGUCCUCGAAACAUAAUCACCCGGCACCUGUAUUGCGGAAAAUGGAAACCGCACACUUCUGUAGAAAGCCCAAUGGGUGCACACAGCUUCUCUACGAUGGAUACAUUUUCAAUAGAAAACAAGAAAUGCGAAACGAAAGAUGGCGCUACUCGUGUUCAAAAUUGCCUUCAACCAGAUGCAGGGCUGUCGUCCAUUUAGACAAGGAAAACAUGAUAAUCAAACUGAUUGGCACAUUCAUCACUCUAACCACUGGUCAAACAAUAUUGAUGCACAACGACUAUACUUACACGAGACGCCACGUCCUCACCGACAAGAGGUCCUACUUCUACUGCACAGCAGCGAAGAAGGAGGGCUGCAAAGUGUCUUUGAACCUCAACCCCGAUAAUACGAUUAGCUGUAUUAAAAAUAGACACACGCAUUUGCCACGAAGGAUGAUUGAGACACAAAAAUCACCCUGGUUUCCGGCAAGAAAUUCCUGA
Messenger RNA from Leptosia nina, 642 nucleotides. Lineage: Eukaryota; Metazoa; Arthropoda; Insecta; Lepidoptera; Pieridae. The record is from the annotation of a GenBank genome assembly.